AUGCCGGCACAAGAAUCAAACUUCAAACGCUUCGUCGAGGUUGGCCGAGUUGUGCUCCUCAAGGGCGGCCCGCAUGCAGGUCACAUCGCUGUGAUCGCGGAAAUUAUUGACCACAAUCGCGCCAUCAUCGACGGUCCCACAACAGGCGUGCCUCGGCAAUCCUUCCCCUACCGCCACCUAACACUUACACCAUUUGUCCUCACCAAGCUGCCCCGCGCAGCAGGCUCUGGGGUCAUCCGCAAGCAGCUCGAGAAGGAGGGCACCGUCGAGAAGUGGCAGAAGUCAUCGUGGGCACAGAGACGCGCGGCGAUCGAGAAGCGGCGGUCACUGAACGAUUUCGAGCGCUUUUGUGUCUUGCUCGCGAAGAAAGCCCGCAGAGAUACCGUGCGCAAGGGCGUCGCUGCCGCUAGCAAGUCUACGUGA
Messenger RNA from Sparassis crispa, 423 nucleotides. RefSeq names its product 60S ribosomal protein. Gene Ontology annotation, biological process: translation; ribosomal large subunit biogenesis. Gene Ontology annotation, cellular component: ribosome; cytosolic large ribosomal subunit. The record is from RefSeq and is a predicted model, not a curated record. Gene Ontology annotation, molecular function: structural constituent of ribosome; RNA binding. Lineage: Eukaryota; Fungi; Basidiomycota; Agaricomycetes; Polyporales; Sparassidaceae. The transcript is spliced from 4 exons. The coding region runs from base 1 to 423 and encodes 140 amino acids.